GCAAAUUUUCUUCCUCAACCACCAACCCUGACUGCACCGCAGCCAUCAUGGAGUCGCUCAGCGAGACGCCCUGGGACGUUGUCAUUUGCGGCACAGGCCUGCAGCAGUCGCUCCUGGCAUUAGCACUCUCCCGAUCAGACAAAAAGAUCCUCCACAUAGACCCAAAUCAGUACUAUGGUGGGCCAGAGGCAGCCUUCAGCCUCCAGGAAGCCGAUGCUUGGGCCUCAGAGAUUGCUCAAGCACCUUCAUCUUCCGUCUUUACCGCUGCCGCCGUGACCAGGCCAGACGAGAUUCCCGACGGUGGCGUCAAGCUGUCCUUUCCUCGCGCCUACGCCCUCUCCCUCUCGCCCCAGAUCGUCCACGCCAACUCCAAGCUCCUCUCCCAGCUGGUCUCGUCCCGAUGCUACCGGCAGCUCGAGUUCCUGGCCGUUGGGUCCUUCUUCAUAUUCAGGCCUGCCUCUGAGACAACCGCAACGCCGACCUUGGCACGGAUACCCUCUACCCGUGAGGAUGUUUUCUCCUCCACAGACCUCUCCGCUCGGGUGAAGCGACAGCUCAUGAAGUUUCUGAAGCUUGUCUUGUCAUAUGAGGAAGAGGCGACCCUCCCGCAGUGGCAGGAGUAUGCCGAAAGGCCACUCGCCGAACUGCUGUCGGAGAAGAUGAGCUUGGACGAAGGCUUAAAGACGUACAUCAUCACCCUGACGCUUUCUCUCGACGGGCGUAUCAGUACCAAGGACGGGCUGGCGGCGAUCCAUCGACACAUGACGUCGAUGGGCCUGUUCGGGCCUGGCUUUGCUGCUGUCUACCCCAAGUGGGGUGGAGGCUCUGAGAUCGCCCAGGUGGGAUGCCGGGCCGGUGCGGUAGGCGGCGGUGUCUACAUGCUCGGCACAGGCAUCAAGGGCAUCAAGGGCGUUGGCACAGCUGACGAGGUUGAGUUGGAACUCUCAGAGGGCACAGUCAUCAAGACAAAGACACUGUUCAGAGGGCCUGUCGAAGUACCUGCUGCCAACGGUGCCACGGUCAGCCGGCUGGUUGCCAUUGUUGGGGCCCCCCUUGCUUCAUUGUUCGAACCUACAUUAGAAGGUGCCCCAGCACCUGCAGUGGCGGUCAUUGCCUUGCCGCCCAAGUCGGUGAAAACCAGCGAUGGAUUCGAGUCAACGUAUCCGAUCUACGCCAUCGCGCACUCGAGUGAUACUGGUGAAUGCCCAGCUGGACAAAGCAUCCUCUACCUCAAUACUAUCCACAUCCCACAGUCCAAGUCUCUGCUCGAGACCAGUGUUGACUUGCUUUUGUCAAGCCUAUGCCCCGAGGGCUCUAAGGCGCAAGUGCUGUACCAACUCUACUACGAGCAACAAGCUGGCGGCGUCAACUGUCUCGCAGGGGAGCAGCGCGUCUUCGAGUUCCCGACGUUACCUGUCUCUCUCACACUUGAAGACUCGUUGCUCGAUCCGAUCCACCAGGCCUGGGCUAAGGCGAUGGGAGACGAGCUGUCCGAGGAGGCACUGGCUGAGUAUAUGAUCUUCGCAGACCGAGAAGGAGCUGACGAUGACGACUACGAAUGAUGUCGAAGAUAACACUCUUCCUGUUUUGAUAGCUCACGAUGGCAUGAGAAUACGAGUUGUAAUGAAAAGCGAUGUGAUUCAUGCAUUAUUUGGCACGGCA
This is a messenger RNA of Diaporthe batatas, 1662 nucleotides long. RefSeq lists its product as uncharacterized. The coding region runs from base 48 to 1562 and encodes 504 amino acids. NCBI's taxonomy places the organism in Eukaryota, Fungi, Ascomycota, Sordariomycetes, Diaporthales, Diaporthaceae. Gene Ontology annotation, biological process: small GTPase-mediated signal transduction; protein geranylgeranylation; vesicle-mediated transport. The record is from RefSeq and is a predicted model, not a curated record. Gene Ontology annotation, molecular function: GDP-dissociation inhibitor activity. Gene Ontology annotation, cellular component: Rab-protein geranylgeranyltransferase complex; cytosol; cytoplasm. The transcript is spliced from 3 exons.